Messenger RNA from Aedes albopictus (Asian tiger mosquito), 2483 nucleotides. RefSeq names its product transmembrane protein 87A. Gene Ontology annotation, biological process: retrograde transport, endosome to Golgi. Lineage: Eukaryota; Metazoa; Arthropoda; Insecta; Diptera; Culicidae. The coding region runs from base 71 to 1642 and encodes 523 amino acids. The record is from RefSeq and is a predicted model, not a curated record. Gene Ontology annotation, cellular component: membrane; Golgi apparatus. The transcript is spliced from 9 exons.
AAAGAAGACUGACAAAACGUCUAGUAUUUUUCUCUUCCUCUCGAAACUAUAUAGAUUUUUGUGACGAGCCAUGAAAGAAUCAAAAUUGUUCGCCUUUUGCUGGUUCUGUUCCUUCUUUGGCCUGCUGGUGGCCUUCCCGGAGCAGGGAAAAUGGGACUUUCAGUUGAGUUCGGAAAUGCCGUACAUGCCUAUUCCGAAAUCGGUCUACGAGGGAUUCAAAAUCUACACUCAGAUCACUUGUGAACCAUACGAACAGUCGAAGGAAUCGGUUAAGCUAAAAAUCUCCUGGGCGCUGAUAGAGUACAAAUGCUGGGAGGAAUAUGUCAGAAUGUCGUACAACACGCAGUACGAGGCGUUCUUCAUGACGCCGAACCAAUCCAAGGUGGAGUCCGGUCUGAUCGAUGAGCACUGCACCCGGGGAGGACACAUUGUACUCCCGGAGCUGAAGCUGAAGGAACCCGGACAGAAGAUGAUCAGCAAAUCUCGGCGGGAGACUGGAAAGAAUGAACCGCAAUCGAUUUUCACCAUCACCAAAGAUGGACUGUAUAUUUUUAUCCUGAGGAUAGAUUCACAGGACAGCUUCGUGGCCAACGUUCAUGUGGAGAUGAAAAGCGAACAAGGAUAUCUGUCGGCGGUCGAUUGGCCAUUGUUACCGUUUUACGGAGCAAUGUGUCUGGUCUACGUCGUCCUGGGUAUCAUCUGGUUAGCCGUAUCCUUCCUCCAGUGGCGCGAUUUACUGCGCAUCCAGUUUUGGAUCGGUGGCGUCAUUCUCCUGGGCAUGUUGGAAAAGGCCAUGUUCUAUGGAGAAUAUCAGAGCAUCAACUCUACCGGGGUGUCGGUGAAAGGUAUGGUCCUACUGGCUGAGUGGGUUUCCUGCGGCAAACGAACGCUGGCGCGGAUGUUGGUGAUCAUUGUUUCGCUUGGGUUUGGUAUUGUUAAACCUAGACUGGGACCAAUGCUACAUCGUGUGGUUGGAACAGGAGCUCUGUAUUUAGUUCUGGCAUGUGUCGAAAGUUUCCUACGAAUAAUGCAUACGAAAAACGAUCAGUUGCUAGUUGCCAGUAUCCCCCUGGCAGUUCUGGAUUCAGCUAUUUGCUGGUGGAUCUUCACAUCACUUGUGCAAACCACGAGGACGCUACGGUUACGAAGAAACAUGGUCAAACUGUCUCUCUAUCGGCAUUUCACAAACACGCUCAUUUUUGCCGUGCUAGCUUCGGUGGUGUUUAUGCUGUAUUCCAUCAAAACUCACCGAUUUGCGGAAUGUCUCACCGACUGGAAGGAACUUUGGGUGGAUGAUGCCUUCUGGCAUGUUCUGUUCUCUACUCUGCUGCUGGUGAUCAUGAUCCUUUGGCGCCCAACGAACAACAACCAGCGGUACGCGUUCACUCCUCUGUUGGACAACCCCGAAGAUGAAGACGAUGAUGAAGAAGAGCAGUUCGUUUCGGACGCGUACGGUGUUAAGAUGCGCGGGGCGCGAAGUUCAUCUCCCAAACCGAAUGCCAAGAGCCCGACCACGGACGAGGACGACCUGAAGUGGGUCGAGGACAACAUCCCGGCGGCCAUUGCUGACGCGGCGCUUCCGGUGCUGGACUCCGACGAAGAGAUUGUCAACACCAAGUUCGAGGUAUCGAAGAUGCAGUAGAGCUGCCCAAGGCGAUUCCGAGAACGGGAAAUGCACUAGUCAAUGGAAAACGGUGCGACCGGGCGCCGUACCAUGUUUGGUUUCAUCUUCAUUUGGCGUUAUUGGCACUUUUGUAAGACUUAUAUCAUUUCCUUGCUUUCUCAUCGUUGAAUGAUCCGCUGGAGGAGUUCGUUCUAGUUCUUAAACUCGUGUUGAACAGCUGUGAAUGGCAUUUCUGAGGAGAACAGGGAUAAGCCAGAUUGGUAGUGCAAAGAAUGAGCAAAGCAAAACGAAAAUCAAACCUAUGACAUUAGGUUAUCUAUAGUGCGUGACAUGUAGAACACCAUCCUGUAUUUAAUUAGGAUAAGAAGAGCGUUAAGUGAUUGCAAUAACACAAGAUUUUAGUUGGGAAUGUUCAAGAACUGGACGGAUGCAGUACUAUGCAGUCCAAUCUUAAGCGAAAUGUUCCGUCGUAUAUUAUUUAGUUGUAGAUUUCCUUCCACUGGAAACGUUUUUUAAAAGCAGGCAUAGUUCAUCUCUCGACUGUGGAUCAAUAUAUUCCGUUAGAAAUACAAUAACAGAAGCAUGUAGCCUAAUUUAUUCGUCACUGAAUAUGAAAGUCUUAUGGAUUAUUCCUACUCCAAUACAAAGAACAGAGGGAUACAAUAGUACAGAAGUUUGCAUAAAAGUUACGUGUAGCUUAGUUGCGUAUGCAAAAAACUAAAUAUUACAUACUACUUUUGUAUAUAGUAUAGAUAUAUAUUCUUCUUUUGCAGAACCUUGGAAAUAGUAUGGUAAUCUUUGAAAUGAUACUGAGAACUGUAACAGGACCUAUUUGAUCUACAUUAAAGAACAAAACAUA